Cataglyphis hispanica is the source of this 2444-nucleotide messenger RNA. RefSeq lists its product as uncharacterized. The record is from RefSeq and is a predicted model, not a curated record. Bases 302 to 1714 code for a protein of 470 amino acids. Lineage: Eukaryota; Metazoa; Arthropoda; Insecta; Hymenoptera; Formicidae. The transcript has 9 exons.
CUAUCUUAAACAAUGGACACGCCUAUUUUUCCUCAGAUCUUAAGAAUGAUUAUUUGAAAUCAAAGAAAGCAAAAUUGGAUCGAACUCUCGGUAAGACAAGAGGUCGUUGACCUUUCGGGUAGCAGAGCCCGACUCAAGUGGCCGUGAGAGAAUUUAAAGAAGAGGCGGAAGGGCGAAAGUGCACGUCUUACCUUCUGAAGAGAUUUCGCUUAUCAGAGAACACUCGAGGGCUAAUUUUAAGCCUUUUUCCGAAGGCGAGACUCGCGUGAACGACUUUUAGUCAUUGUAAUGAUCAGCCAUCAUGGCGUGGCCGGCAGCGACGACCCUGACGAGUCUCCUGGUGCUGCUGCUGAUAACGCUUGCGACAUGCUCCUCGUCCAGGAUUAUCGCCACCACCCAGGCGCCAUUUGGCAGAAUUCUAAAGGCCGUGAAAUUGCACGGAGGAUACAUGGAAGUGAUCCAGGAACAGAGAUGCUCCCACGGUCUGCUUCGAUUGACGUGCAGAUCAUUGAAAGCGUUCAUAUUCAUCUUGGAAGCGGAAUAUCACGCGAAUCAUACAGAGCCAUGUUUGAAGGAGUCGAGAAGCUUGGAAGAGCUCAGAAUGUGGGAACACAAAGGUAGCACACGACGAUGGAUAGACAUGACAGAACUUAAAGGGAAUUAUAUCCUUGAUGACGUGUACGACAAAGCCGACGUCGUCGAUAUUCGUUCGUCUUUAAAUAAAAGGUGUUCCGGCCAGAAACAUUGUCGCUUUAAUGCGACCAUCGAUCAACCAGGAGCGCAUUCUUGGCUUCCAGGUGGAAUCUUACUAAAAUACGCCUGUAUACCGGAAGCUGCGGUUAAGCGAUAUUGUAACCAAGAGGUGAAGGUGAUCACCGAGGAAGGCGGUUACAUCAACACACCGGGCUACCCGCUAUACUAUCUCGGAGAAAGCACUUGCGGGUGGACCUUCAGGACAUUUCCGGGUCAGAAAAUAGUCCUGACCUUCCACGACUUGAACAUCCGCGGCCCGCAGAUGGAUGGAAGCUGCGUAGACAUCGUGCGAGUGCGAGAUCGUGGCAGCACUCUCUUCGAGUUCUGCGGCACCGCGGCGGGCACUCGGAUUGUCUCAAACUCGAACGUGUUAACGCUCGACUUCAUCGCUUCCAAGAGACUCUACAGUGCCCGAGGCUUUUUAUUGCAAUACCAAGUAUUAGGCUGUCCGGAGGUCUUAGCGCCGAACGGAAGUUACGUGUCCAACGGUACAUUGACUUCGCGGACAUUCUUAUGCAAGUCGGGCAGCGUGUUUUCCGACAGCAUGGAAAGAAAAAGAACGCUCGAGUGUAAGAAUGGCAAAUGGAACGAGACUACCACCAAGUUACCUGGUUGCGUCGCCACGUCAGCGGUGAUCCUAAAGACGGAGAACGAGCAUCGUCAUCUGUCGAGCCUAUCUGGGGACAAUAUUGUCGGGACGGGGGUAAGAAUAGGACGCGGCGAGGACGCAGUCGCGAGUGGUAGCAGCAACCCCGUUAUGGAUUCGGCGCAAUCGGCCAUGAUGAAGCAGGCGGACUACGUCGUAGACGUUGUGCUGCCAACGGUCCUAAUUGCUUUGCUGUUCGUCGGCAAUGCGAUCAUUGUGUACAUCAUUUUCCAAUAUAGAAAGAGAAGAGUUCCAGCCACAUCGCAAGCCGAAGAAAUGUCUCUUCGAGGUUUAGCGGAUGUGCCCCAAGUGUGAUCCCAGGAACACAGACUGAUCACGCACCAGUGGCCACCGGUACUUGCGAGGAAUCAUCGAUGUCCACAUGGAAGUUAUCGCAAAAAUCUCCCACAGGGUCGACUCUCAAAGAACUUCGAAGUUAUCGCAAUGAUUCCGCGCAAUUAAUUAAAAUAAAGUCACAGCGAGGGAAGAAAAGAAUGUGUCUUUUCGUAACAUUUGAGGACAAUGUCGUACAUGAUUUUACUGUGCAUUUUUUAGUGCAGAAAGUGACUGUCUAAAUUCUGAAAUUUUCUCUUAUAUGUUCAUAUUAAUUUAGAGAAAAUUCAAAAUUAGACAACACUAUUUUUAAUGUUGUGUAAUAAAAGUGCAUGAAGAAUCAAUCAGUGAAAAAUUAGCUUAGAAACAUGCUUCGACGCAUUUGCAUUUUUCUUGUAUAUUUAAUGUUAAAUAUAUUCAAUUGCCAUCUCAUGUUUACAGUAAAUGCAUCUUUAAACUUAUUUUUUAAGACUUCAUUUAGAGAAAUAAUAUUCAGAAAUAUAAACAGCCACUUCUAGUGCUAAAAUAGGACCCAGUGUUCUCAGAUGCCGUUUUAUAAACGGAUUAUAUUGGUUCGAUACUGUAUAACUCACGAGCCUAUUACAUCAUGACCUUACACAUACUUACAUUACUCUGUAUCAUAAUGUAAGGAAAUAAUAUAUUCUAUAUUUCGUCCAAUUUGAAUAAGUUAAAAAUAAAUGUUUUCUUAGUA